Molecule: messenger RNA, 14816 nt
Organism: Drosophila teissieri
Lineage: Eukaryota; Metazoa; Arthropoda; Insecta; Diptera; Drosophilidae
Gene: Svil
Product: supervillin
Exons: 19
Coding region: 650-14245 (4531 amino acids)
Biological process (GO): actin polymerization or depolymerization; cytoskeleton organization; actin filament severing
Cellular component (GO): actin cytoskeleton; cytoplasm
Molecular function (GO): phosphatidylinositol-4,5-bisphosphate binding; actin filament binding
Source: RefSeq, a predicted model, not a curated record
AUAAAUGAAGCAUAAACAAACAUCGAAGAGAAACCUCGAAAUACCAAAAGACCGCUCAAGUUCCCAUACAUUGAGCUGGCCAAUCGUGUUUGAAAUUAUUUGUUUGAUCGAUUUUGUGCGGUGUGAACACCUUGUGAAGGCAUUUGCAAACCUAUUGCCAUAGCAAGCCAAGUGUGUUAAGCAGGAAAACACCCUCCAAAAAGUUUAUGUACUACCCCCUUCGAUCGAGUUAAUUAACCUGCCACAAGGAAACCGAGUCCAAUAUCUACCACUUCUGUUUCAAGCUUGUGUUUACGUGCUGCUGACUAAUUGCGUUUAUAUAGCCCGACUAUAUACAACUGUACAAUAAGACACGGCCAAUUGUUUUAGUUUGAACGCCUCAGUUAAAGCUGCAAAUUGCUUCGCUCUCAAGUGAAGUUCUAGAUUUUCGCAGCGCAAACGUUUUUCAAUUGAUUUUCAUUGAGUGAAAAAGACCCGGGAUCGCCUUCUUUUCGGUUUCCAAUUUCCAAUUGAACGCAAUUGCAGCAGACCCAUACAAAGUGAGCUGCAUUCCAAGUAGAGCAAGACAGUAACCACUUCAUCAUCACAACACCAGAUGCUGCAUAAUUAGCAUUCGUUGUGCGGAGCGUCGAAAAAAAAGAAGCGGAAAAUGUAUCUCAUACAGACUGUUCAGACCACUUGGCGGCCACAAUUGCCGCUGCCCAGGGAGCUUCAGCUGACCAAUGACCGGAACAGCGCCGACGACCACGAUUCGAAGGUGAUCACGACCACCACAACCACAGCGGAUAUCCAUCACCACCACCAGGAGGAGGACGAGGAAGAGGAUAUGGAUCGGCUUAGGGGCAACCACAGCAUUGGAGGAUCCUCGCAGCAGCUUUCCGGCAAACAGAAAUGGUCCUUCGGGAGGCUUUUUCGUAAAAAAAAGGAGGCCGAAAGUGCCUCCUCUAGCGAAGAAGAUCGCAAGGCGGGAUUCGUGCCUGCCCAGCGCCAGUCAGCCAGCAAGCCAAAGGGCAAAAAUGGCAAGGGAACGCGAGGUAGCAGCAAAUUCGAUCACAUUGUGGUGAGUCCGCGGCAAGAGCAGGCUCCACCACAUCCUCCCCAACCGCAUAUUGACGAUGAGUUCUUCUUGCCCUUGGAGUCUAUACAACCGGAACCCUACUAUCAGAAUCAGCCGGGCUACUAUCAGCGAUCGAGUAACUCCCUGGACAGGAGAUUACUGAUGCAGCCCGGAGUUCAGGGAAAUGGUUACCAGCAGCCCAAAUCACGAUCGGCACAGCGAGGUCCCAAGCCACCAGGAGCUCACUCCAGCGAAGAGGAACUGAUCUCGCUGAACUCCUCCACGUUCUCCAAAUACCGCAGCGAUGAGAGUAUCCAUCUGAGUGCCGCUGCUGGACAAAGUCGGCGCAGUCGAGCGGCCCGCAAUGAGCGUUACUACAAGAGAUUGUCCCGCGAUGGCGAACCGAGUCAUGGCGGAGCACCCGUUGUAGCCCAGCAGCGAUACAAAACCCAGCCACUGCCCUUGUCCAUCUACCAGCCAACGAAUGCCUCCACUGGCUAUGUCCAGUGGCAGCCACAGCCCCAGAAGAACCUGCAGAAUGCGAUGCAGAACGAUGGAAAGCGAAGCAUCAGCUACGACAGUCACAUACACCUGCAGAACAUGAAUGGAAGGAUGCAGAGCAAGCCAUUGCCACCACCACCGCCGCCAAGGGAUCCUCUGAGGAGAGUGCAUGUUGGAGGUUCCGGGCAGAUUGGUUCCAGCUCCGGAGACCUGCGUCCCGUGUCCUACGCCUUCGAUCACAAUAGUCGCUGUGCGUCGGAUGAUCGCAUUUGGCAGCCACCCCACUACCAGUCGGUGCAUUCGCUGAACUCCCAGCCCAGUUCGUCCAUAGUCAGUGCACCAGUGAGUCAACAGCAACCGCAUCACAGGAGAUUCAUUACGCGAUCCGAGAGGAACGCAAAUCCUGGCAAGCAAUCCCUGCCGAAUGGUAUUGACUUCCACUAUGUGGCAGAUGCAACACCACGCUCCAGAAAGCCCAUACACAUGAUGGAUGCAGGCAGGAUGGACAAUACAGGAGUGCCAGCAUCCAGUGGCAUAUUGCGAACCUCUAAGAGUGGGCUACCCACACCAAGUCCCGCUCCCCAGCAGCCCUUGGCCAAGCCGCGUUCGUUCUCCAGCUCGCGACUGAGUGAACUACGAACCUAUCCCAUGCCGAUGUACUCCGAGGUGCAGAAGCCUAAGAGGACUGCGCCACCAGUCAAUCCCUCGCCGAAUCAGGAUAACAUAGUGUGUGGGAGUCUGCACAUAAAACCCACCCAAGAGCAUGGAAACCAAAACUAUGUGGAGAUUCGUCAUCGGGAUGUGCAUAAGACCAACUCAAUGCCGCAUCAUUAUCAGAACCGGCGAUCUGGCGAGGAUUUACCCAACAAGUACGAGGAGUACGUGGCGGAGAAGAGGGAGCAGCAUCAACAGGCACCUCCCCCAGUUUAUCCGGAGCGCAAACUGAGCUCGACACCAGCAGUGGCACCACCACCUCCUGUGUACUUCCCCCGCAAGAAGCCGGCUAAUUUGGAGGAGGCCAUCAACGAACUGGAGGCCAUUUACAAGUCACUAGGACUCACUGAACCUGCCGAGCCCAAGCAGGAGCCAAGGCUGGAUAUUUCCUCCAAGAUGCGGGUGCCAACUCCCAGUGAUUUUGACAAGUUCGCUUUGGCGCAUGCUGAAGACUACGAGGAUGAAGAUUCGCCAACCGGAGAGCCUGACCCAAUCAGAGAUGAUGUGGCCUUCAGGAACCUACAGUUGGCCAAUCUGCAGCAUCGGCCCUCGGAGAAGCAGCCUCCAUUUGGCAUCCCAGUGGGCCCCAUCGUGCCUGCUCCGCAGUCCGAUUAUCUUCACGUGGAGCCAGUGAGGGUUAAGAAGAAGAGUGGCUCUCCUGACAUCAUUAAAGAUGAUCUGGCUGUGCGUUCAUUGCGAAAAGAUCCUCCUGGUCCCAAAUCCAGUUUUGUUUACCCAAUGCAAAAGAAGCAACGGGCUGUUCGCACCCAAUCGGCCAACAUAUACAAUCUGAUCCAAAGAGACGCCGCGAAACCGUCUGGUGGAGAUCUCAAGAGCUACAUGGAGCUGACUCGCAACCUUGAAAGAGCUGGCAGCAUGUCCAAUCUGCAGGGUGAGGAUGGCAGUGAUACCAAAGAUGUACCCGCCACACUGGAUCUUCUCCGCAAGUUAAAAGCUCAGGAUGAGGAACUGGACUUGGCUAGAAAGCACCACCCCAUACCGUUUAGGCAUCCCAGUCAGGGAGGCGCUAUUGCCCAACUGCCAGAGCGAUUGUCCAAAGAGGAAACACCCAAGGCAGCGCCUGUGCCAGCUCCCCGAAAGAGUCUGACUCCAGAGCCCAUGUUGGAUGAUGCUCUCAACAAGAUUGCCCAGGAUGCGCAGGCCAGCAGCAUUAAACUAAGUCAGGAACUCCACGAACUCCGCAAGGAGGCGUUGAUCACAGCUGCGAGGCCAAAGUUGAAUGCAGAGCAACAGAGGUUAGAGGAUGAACUGCAGCAGAUUGAAGCUGUCUCCGAGGCAGCCAAGCGUUGUGGCCAGAUGCUGCUCGAAACCCUGCCAGAUGCGGGACAGGAGGAUCAGGAACCUCAGGAUAAGCCCCUAAGGAAGCUACAUAAGGAAGGCAAGCUCAUCCGAGCCAUCGAUGAGGUCUCCGAAGCGGCUAAUGCGGUCUGUGAGAAGAUCCUCAAGGACAUAGUGACCACAGAGCCACCGGUGGUAGUUCAGGAAGCUUUCCAAGUGAAGCAGACCACAAAGACUGGACCAGGAGGUGAACAGCUGGUGAUGCCGCAUCUUAUCAAGAAACUAGAUCCCAUACAAUCCGACAAGAUCGAGCACAUCGCCAGACGAUGCAUGCGGCAGUUGAGCGAGCUGGCCAACAAUCCGGACUACGACAACUUGGCCACCUGUAAUACCACCAACGCCACGGGCGGAGCAGCCGCUGAUGCCACUCUCGUUUGUCCCGUUCCAGAGACCCAAGCCAAGGGCCAGACGCUCGAGGAGAUUGACAAGAUCAUGCAGGAGUGCGAGCGUCAGGCGAAGAGCAGCAGCUCAACCACUACCACCGAUGAUCAGCGCACCACCGCCCCCAGUCUGACGAGUGGGAGUGGCAGCGGGAGCUUCCCACCCAAUGUGAGCACCACCGCCAGUUCGUUCAGCUCAAGCAGCGACUGUUUGGCGAAGUCGUCGAGUCCCUCGCGCGCCAGCCGUCCGCUCUCCUCGAGCAUCACCUCCUUCAAUCCGUAUUCCUCCAGCGACUACAUCAAGUCGCAGAGCAGUGAUUGCCAUGCACCCAGCACCGAUCCGAUCAAGACAUUUAGCACCACCUCGUACGAGGUGCAGUCCACACCGCAGAGCACCACCAUUAGCACCAAUACGAUGAGCACGAGUCAGAGCAAUACGAUCAGUAGCACUACUAAUCCGAGUGUGGAGUCCAAGCCAUCCGCCCCAUCGGCAUCGCCGCCGCCCCUGCAGUUGACGCCAGUGGGUGAGCGGAGGGGCAGGAACCGGGAGCGGGGAGCUUCCUGCUCCUCCACAUCCUCACCGUCACAGUACAACUCCAGCGAGGAGCUGGCCGCCAUCUUUGGCAUCGAGGAGCAACCGAAGCAGCAGCGUCGCAGCCGGCUGACGCAUAAUGCCACAGAAACCAUUGCGGCCUCAAGUGACUUAUCCACAGCACCUGCCACUGCCAAAACUAGCUGCCAGCCACCUGAGCCGCUGAAACAGAAGCAACCGCAGCAGCAGACCACCAAGGACUCGGAGGACUCCAGCUCACAGAAGAGUGUCCCACUCCAGUCGUAUCGUGGUCAGCAUCCGCACUUCCACCACCACACCACGCCCGCCUACUACACGGAUCUGCAGCUGAGGAUCCACACGCCGAAUGCGUCGGAUGUGGGCGCCUUGAACGAGAACUAUCGAAGUGUCUACAGUACUCCGAGCACCCAGCUGGUGGAGCAGCGAUCGUUUCCGAAGAGCUCCACGGCCACGAAGGACCCACCGCUGCCCAUAAGCAAUCCGGCAAGGGGAACAUUUUUUCGUGGCGACUCUGCGUCCAGCGACAGCCACUCAAGACUCCGCCGGAGUCAGCAGCGAACCGGCAGCGAGGGACGCUUCUUCAGAUACUCUCAGGGAUCUGCGAGCCCUACCAAAGGUGAACCUCCCUUCGGCCACGAAGGUGGCGAGCAGCCACCCGUUGUCGCCAGUCACUCCCCCAUCACAUCCACCAGCACCACCACCAUCAGUAGUUGUAAUCCCGUAGUGCAGGCUAGUCCACCACCAACCGUAGCUAAUCCCAGCGGAUCCGGUCGCAACAGUCGGCACAAGCAGCGUUUCCAGAGUCGAUCUCGGCGUGCGGUGCGCGUGCGCAGUGAAUCGCGUCCAAUUAGCGCCCUCUACGACAUAAUAUGCAAGGAGAAGAACCUGGACAACAGCAGCAGCAGCAGCAGCAGCAACGAGCAGGAGAAGAAGAGGGAUCAGGAGCAGCCUAAGGCCACAACCGACAAGCUGGCGACCUUUUGGCCCCUGCACCAUCACUACCUCAAUCCCCCGAUGAGCAGCGGCAACUCGGGCGGCAGUAGCGGCAAUCCCAAGCAGCAGCAGCAACCGCAGCAGCAGCAGCAACUGCAACAGCAACAGCCGCAACAACAGCAAGAGCAGCUGGGACACCAGCAACACCUUGUGCUUGGAGCAUCCAAGGAGCUGCCCGCGGGCAGCAGCAGCAGCAGCGAUGAAGAGGGAUCGCUGCGAAAUCUGCACUCCAGUCGCAAGGUGACCAAUCUGAAUGCCAAGGCCACCUCCCUGCCACCCGAGGAGGGACUCUCGGGUGAUGUCUCCCUCGAGUCGUCCUCCAACCGACUGAAUCUGCGCCUGGCCAGGAGUCUGGAGCCCUCAGUCCGUAAUAUCACGGCAUCCGCUUCCCAGGAAGUGCAGAGCUAUGAUGCCGGCGAGCCUGUGAAUACCAAUCGAUUGUUUGUGGAACCCCCCAAGGUACCGCUGUCUGCCAUCAGAAACACACUUGGCGACCACGACCUGGAGAUCGAGGAGUGCGACAGCACCACCCAGUUCGGGCAGGAGGAUGUCUACGAUACCCUGGAACGCUGGAGCCAUGGGCUCUGCCCGGCGGCGCAGCUAGUGAACGGCGCGAAUGGCCACCAUCAAUCUGAUCCCGAAGCCGACCAUCACACCGAUCAUCAGCAUGCACAUCAAUCAUUGCCAGUAGAACCCAAGUCUCAUCAUCAUCAGCACCACCAGGCCACCAAUGCGCGCAGAUUCAUAACGCGCACCACGCGUUCCGCCAGUCGCCAGAGUUCCGCCGGACACUCCCCGCCUCCACCGCUGCAUCGCAGUGACGACUCCUCCAGCAGUUCACCCUCACCCACCCGCAGACGGAAUAAGCCAGCUGCUGCUCCUGCCGCCACCGAUCCACCAUCCUCGUCGGCGAACGGGAAUAGCUCCGCCUAUGAGACGGCAGCCACCACUGUGAUGACCCACGACCAGCAGCGACAUCCUCCAGUUGAAGUUCCUAAGGCUCUAGCCGUCGAGCCACCGCAGCCAGAAGACAUCGUCCCGGGCUCCUGCCCCACUGCAUCUGCCCACUCAGCAGCCAGCCAAAGUCGAGGAAAAGCUGGCAAAUGCAGUAUUAAUUGCACCUACAGCCACAGUCACAGCCACAGCACCAACAACAACUGCAACGCGCGGCAACGCAACAGCAACAGCAGCAACAACACCAGCAGCAAAAGCACUUGCAACAACAACAGCAAUAGCAAACAGCAACACGCCACGCCCAUGCCGCCCCUAGCUAAUGCCAACAAAGCUCCGUUAAUUGUGCUUAAGACAGCCGCAUCUGCAGCAGCAACAUCCAUUGCCGCAGCAGCAACAGCAGCCGCAUCCACCGGCACAGCAGCAACAUCUGCAACAUCUGCUGCUGCUGCUGCUGGUUCGCCCAUCAAGCGUCGCAAGAAUCCGCUGUCGCCGCUGCUCCUGGGCAGCCAGUGCCAGGCCACCAUUGCGCCUCCGCAGGCCAUUGCCAGUCCGCUGCUGAGCGGCGGCAGCUGCUCCUCCUCGACCACCUCGCCCCAAUCCUCGCCAGCGGUUCGCACCACCAAGGCGAGUCGUCUGCGCGCCGCCGCGCUUGAUAAAAAGAAGGAAGAGGAGCAGCGCCAGCGCUACAGCUCGCCCGUAUCGCCAAGAGCCGCCGGCAACGGAGCAGCCCAAGCACAUCCACAUCGACGUCUUAGCAGCUCGGAGCUGUCGCCCAAGUCGCCAGGUGGUGCCAGUGGAUUCGCCUCGGAGCCAGUCGCUUCAGCCACUUCCAACCGAGUCCCGGCCAGAUCCGCCUCCCAUCCCGUGGACACACCGCCCACACAGAGGCGACAGCCUUUGGUGGCCGUGGGCUCGGACAUCUCCAUGAAGCAGAGUCUCAGUGAACUGCACUUCACGGGCGGAGCAGUCAGUCCGCCCAAGGCUACGGCGGAAUGCACUCUGCGGAUGCGACCACGUAGCUCCACGAUGAGCACCGAGAAUACGGAGAAUGGCCGACGUGACCACUUGGCUAAUCUGCAACUGAGUCCUGUGCAAAAGCAAAAGCGAACGCCCGAAGUAUCACCACGUCGUUUGGGAGAUCGCGACAAGUCGGCCAAACGGAAAUCGAAUUUGAAUCGCUCGUUGACCGAGGAAGCCACCAAGGAUGGCGAUGAGGUCGCCUCUUCGACCCGCCGACGCCGACGUCGUGAGCUGGGAAUGGCUCGUCCAUUGGUGCCAGGCGAUGAUGAAGCCCUGCGAGAUUUGCUAACGCCGCAGAAGAGCUCCUGCAGCGAGUCCACCAACUCCAUAUCCGAACCCUACCUGAAGUUUGUGCCAGCCGUUCGUCAUCCGGAGGUCCCAGUACGCACCAUGACUGCUGUGCUGCCAGCACCACGACCCUUGCAUGCCCCAGGGGCCCGCAACGUCACCCAGAAGUUCAAUGAAAGGACCAAAACCGAUCUGGCGGAGAUCAAGAAGAUUGCCGAGCAGUCGGAGGCGCUGCAGCAACAGCCUUCGGUGGAUGAUAGCCAGAAAAUGUCAGCCAUAAUACGCAGGAAGAGCACGGACGAGGGUGGAGCCGCUUUGGGGGCAACGAACCAGAAUUCACCACCUGCCCCCAACCAAAUUGUAUCCAUACUGAAGAAGAAGGAGCACGGACUGGGCGAGUGCAACUCCAGCGCCUCGAGCAACCCCUCGCCGGUGACCUUCUCUUCCAGCGUGGUGGAUCACCCGUUGGCUGGAGCUGGCCGGUGCAAGCGGCAGGGAAUACUCAAGAAGAGAUCGAGUCUGGAUGAGUCACGCUACUACUCCCGGUCGCAUUCGCCCGACGAACGAAGUAUUCUCAUUAAGUCGGCCAGGAGGAAUUCCCUGGAGGAAGCGGGCACUGGACUGAGUCCGGCUCAGGCGCAUGGAAUUCUGAAGCAGAGCAGCUACGACAGCAGCAAGAGCGAUGGUUGCCCCUCGGCCACGGAGAGUCAGCCACACAGCAUCCUAAAGAAAAAGGACUCGCUAUCCACACCCUCGGAUGGAGGAUGCCACAAGCAUGUCUCUAUUUCGCAAGCUGUCACCUUGGCUGCAGCUGAACUGGCUGCCCAUGAUGGCAUCACCUUCGAGGAUGGCGAGGAGCAUGAGAUACGACCCAUCCUCAAGCAGGAGAGCACCUCCAGCGAGGAGGCUGUGCGUCCGCCGAAGCCCAUACUCAAAAAGAAAUCCUUUGGCGAGGCGGAUGAACACGAAAUACGGCCCAUACUCAAGAGCUCUCGUAAGAGCAGUCGAGAGGAGUUCGAUUUGAGUGGCUUGGAAAACGAGGUCAAUGAUUCCCUAUCGUCAAUCCUAAAGUCAGACUCGCCGUCCAAGCGUCGGUCGCUCGGUUCCGCUUUGCAUGAUUUGGACGAGUCCAGCACGUCGCCGAGCUUGCUAAAGAGGCGUACCCGUUCGCUGGAACGUCAAGAUGUCCAGCCUGGUAUGAAUUUGGCAGCUGCACUGGACGCCAUCGCCACCUCGCAGGCUGCUCCCAGCACGCCAGUGGACUUCGUGACCACACCAUCCAGCAUUUCGGUGGCGGAGCGGAUCAAGCGCAUGGAGAUGCUGUCGACGCCCACCUCCCGUGCGGCGGGUGGUGCCAACAGCAGCUGGGAAUCGCCACUGCAGGCAUCGUCAUCGGAACUGGGAGGACCCACCACCCCUAGGGUGCUCAAGCCAAGUGUGCUGCGCAGGGAUUUGCAGAGGGAGCGCUACAAAACGCAGCCCGUGACCAACGAGGAGAUGAGCUUCUUCAAAGCCAACUCCGCGCCCUUCGACAUCUCGGCCAGCUCGGCCUUCAAGCCCACCAAGCCGCUGGACAUCCGCUUGACCCACGCACCGCACCCACCGCUGAUUUCCCCGAUAACCGGCCAGCCACUCAGCCACGUGCCCGCCCCACUGCUGCUGUCCUCGUCGACGAACUCGGGAGCGGGAUCCUCGUUCCGCCUGGCCCGCAGCUCCACCCAGCCCCUGCAGUCGCCGCGAGUUGUCCACCUCGCCGGUCAGGCUACUGGUGGCCCCGCAUUGGCGCAAUCCUCGCUGUUGGCACGCCAGCACUCGAUCAACGACAGCAUCAAUCUCAGCGAGCAGCUACCCCUAUCCAUCGGCACGGACAGCGAGCACAUCUUUGAGAUGUCCGCCUUGGAGGAGGACUCGGCCAUCCAGUCGCUGAGCGACGAGACAGCCGCUUCCGCAUCUGCAAACUCAACCUCCACGACCACCGCAACCACCAUGACACCGCCCAGUGGCCUGACGCGGAGCAACAGCGUCCGGGCCAGGGCCAAUAUGUUCCAACAGUUGCAGGAGCAGUCGCGCAACCAACGGGCAACGGGAAGCUCCCGUCAAUCUCCACCAGCGUCGGCGGAGGUGUCCUCAAGUGCAGCCGACCAUUCCCUACGAAGUGACGAGCGGUCCACGCCAAACGCAACGAUGGAUGCGGAAUUCGGAAAACCAAACUCCGAGCCACUGAAGGGCAUUCUUAAGACGGGAAUGCCAGUGCUAGGUAUGGGACGCGGUUUAAUGCCCGUGGAUCUCAAUGCCGAGCUGAAGAACCGCCUCAAACGCUCCACCCAUGCCACGGUUUCCAAUCUCCGCAAAUCUGCCACCACGGCAGAUGCCACUAGAGCAGCUAGUGAUGAGGUGGACAAUCCGCAGAGGAACCUAGCCCAGAUCCUGAGGAACGUGUCCAAGGAGAACUCCACGCCGAAGCACGAUGAUGCCGUGAGUCUGGUGCGGAAUCUCUCCACCCUGGGACAACCUCGAUCGCUGGCCAGAGACGAUGCAGCCGGCAAUUGUGCCUCCGCAUCCGAAGGCGAGAGUUCGGGGGGUCGCGAGAUCGAGGCCAUAAUCAAGAACAGUGCUGUGGCCAGACGUCGCCGGCAGCAACAGCAGCAAUUGUCGCAGCAGCAGAAUCAGCCAGAUGGCAAUCUCGUUGCGAAAAGCAAAAGUCACUCGGGCAUAGCAGCACCCAUCGGCCUUGGCCCCCAGCUACCACCACUUCCCCUCGGCGGCGGCUUCGUUAAGUUGCGUCAUGUAGCCAAGGAGGAGGAUACCAGUAGCAGCAGCACCACAUCCUCCGCCAAGGAAUCGCCGGAUAAGAAGGAUCUCAGCCAGGAGCAGGCAGAAGCUUCGGGAGACUCAGCGCAGCCACAGUUUCUUCAAGGCGUCCAACGAUCAGCAACAGAGGUCAUGGGCCCCGAUCAGCGGUCUUUGGUGAUUUCGAAGACCGGCUCCAUUGCGGAGCGUUUGGCGGCACUCCACAAAAGUGGCGAGGACGACUGGAAGAAGCGCAUCUCGAAGCGCGACGAAGUCGACGAUGUGCACCGUGAAAACUUCGUAAACGAAUCGCUAUCUUUGGCCCACUCGCUGUCGGACAAACCACUGCCUCCAUCACCUUUGAUACCCACCAGCUUGGAGGGCGGCAAGGUCUCAGAUCGCUUGAGCAAACUGAAGUGCAACUCGGAGAACUGGAAGCAGCGCAUAGAGCAAACGGAUGCCAAGAAGUUCACAGUCGCUGGCCGACUGCAAAAGAAGGCCCAGUCCCCCGUGGAGCUUCAGUUCGAGCGCUCGGCCAACGAUGCGGCCAAGAAGUGCCCCAUGCUGGAGGUGCGCAGCGCCAAUCAGCCGCAACUGGGUCUGGCCAAGAGCCCCUCCAUGAUGGUCACCUCUAGCACCAAUAGCAGCAGCAAGACGGCGCUCCGCAGCCUGAGUGUGAAUCCCGAGGAGGAGGGACCCACCAGCCUGAGUCGCUCCAACAGCAGCAGCUCGGAGUCCGAUGGCGAGCGCAACUCGCCUCACAAUGCCAAGCAGAACAAGGAGCUGGCCAACAACAAGAGUGCCGCAGCACCCACCAAUGUGGGCGCCAGGAUUCAAGUGCCCCGGCUGGACGACAAGGAAACGUUCGAGAACUUCUUCUCUUCCAAGCCGAAAAAGGAGGAGAACGUUGAGCUCGAGAUCAGCGCCUUCGAUGACAUCAAGCCCACUGAGCGUUUGGUAAGCAAGCGCCACGUGCAGGGUCCCAAAGGUCGACGAGCUGCACGCAAUCCUCUCAAGAGUUUGGCUGCUCGUGAGGACAUCAGCUCCGAGUACACAGAAAUGAGGUCGGGCAUAGCCGAGCGGGAACUGCGACGCCUCAAGCUGGAGUCAUAUGGUCAUAAUGCCAACUUGGCUGCAGAGGCCAUAGCCGGAUUAGCCUCCAUUGAGGACUUCAAGUCUGUGGCACUCCGCUCCUCGUCAAUUCCACUGCAGCAGAUGUGGCUGCCCCACAAGCCAGUGAUGCUGCUCCAUGUCAAGGGACGCACCCAUGUCCAAACCCGACUGGUGGAACCCGUGCACACCUCUCUGAACCGUGGUGAUUGCUUCAUCCUGGUCGCCGGAUCGCAGCUCUUCCGCUACGUUGGAUCCUUCGCCAACGUAAUUGAAAUCUCCCGCAGCAAGAAGAUCUGCGCUGCCAUUGUGGAGAACAAGGAUCUCGGAUGCACCGCCAGCCAGGAGGUGAUCCUCACGGAUGGCAAGUAUUUGAAGGAGCGCCAGUGGCGUCAGUUCUGGCAACUUCUGGGCAGAAAGGAGGAUGACCAAUCGGACAUAGCCGAAUGCGGUCAUGCCGACGAAGAUGACGUGUUCGAAAGCAGUCUGAUCGAGACCAACAAGAUCUACGAGUACCAGGAUGAGGCCCUCGUUCCGAUGGACAAAUUCUGGGGCUGCAUCCCCAAGGUGGACAUGUUGGACACGCGUAAAGUGUUGGUCUUCGACUUUGGCAGUGAAUUGUAUGUGUGGAAUGGCAAGAAUGCCCCUUCGGAUGCCAAGCGGGCUGCCAUAAGAUUGGCCCAGGAACACUUUGGUGCUGAGAACUCCGCGGAUUACGCCGACUGCUACUUGAAUCCCCUGAACUAUGUCGCCAUAGUGGGUCGUCGUGAGAACACCAAGUAUGCCAAGAGGUGCGCUCAGCGUCCAGAAUGGUGUGUUCUCGGCAAGAUCACCCUGAACAUGGAGACGGUGCUGUUCAAGGAGAAGUUCAGUGACUGGCCAGAGAUAGAACGCGAGGAUCUGGAGAAGGAUUACCUUUCAAACGGAGUGCAUAUGGUGCGUGCCUUAAACGGAACCGCGCUGCACAAGGGAGAACCGUACCAGGAACCAAAUCUGGUGCUCGAGCAGGCUAAUUUGGGGCGUGGCAAUUUCUACUACGACACGGACACCAUGCGGCACUUCGAUGUGAUCACCAAGUCCACGGACAAAUGGCAGAUCCACGAGUUCAACUUUGAUGCGGCCAACAAUCGCGACGACUACGGUCACUUCUACUCGGCGGAGAGCUAUAUAGUGCGCUGGAUCUACCAGAUUUCGGUCACGGUUCGCGAACUCAGUGGCAAAGUGUCGAACAGAAGCACUGUGGGUCGGGACCGGUGUGUCUAUUUCACCUGGCAAGGUCAGGACUCGAGUGCCAACGAGAAGGGUGCGGCUGCCUUGCUGACCGUGGAGUUGGACAAGGAGAAAGGCGCACAGAUGCGGGUGUCGCAGGGAGAUGAGUGCACAGCUUUCGUCCGCCUGUUCCGGCAAAUGUGGCAGCAUCGUGGACGCAAGGAGCAAUGCCUGGAGAGGCGCAGCGAGUGGAGGCUCUACCAACUGCAGGGCAACGUCAACGAGGAGUCCAUCAUCAAGGAAGUCGUCUGCGAGUCCAGUCAUUUGCGAUCCCGCAGCUCCAUGCUCUUAAUUCACGGCAGUCAGGGCAGUGUAAUUGUCUGGCACGGAUCGAAGAGUGCUGCUCACACUCGUAACGUGGCCGUAGGAGUUGCUCAGGAUCUGAUCAAGACGGUGCCUAAAGAUCUCUUCAGCGCCGAAGCUGCCAACUUAACCGAGGUGGAGGAGGGUUCCGAAGACGAUCAGUGCAAGAAGGCCCUGGGACUGCAGGAUGAACGAAAUGAAUACGGCAGCCUGCUUAAGGCCACCAAGUCGUUCGAUUACCAAUUAAGGAUCUUCAACUUCUCCAGCACCCAGGGUGUUUUCAAAGCGCUUGAACUGAGUGACCCGCUGCGCUGCCAGGAUCUGCACAGUCCUUAUCCAUUUAGCCAGUCGCAGCUGUACAAUGCAAGGCAGCCGACUAUCUUUUUGCUGGACGACGGCGAUGAGUUGUGGCUCUGGAUGGGAUGGUGGCCUCUGGAGGAUGUGAAGAUAAACACCGAUGAACGCAGCAGUCCCACCAACGACAAUCGCGCUGGAGUAAAUCGCUGGAUCUCAGAGAGACGUGCUGCCCUCGAGACAGCCGUUGACUAUUGGCGUGCCAAGCACGGCGAGGACGAGAAAGAGCCCUUCCACGGCAUCAAAGGCCAGGUUGUGUGGGCAGGCCUGGAGCCACUGGCCUUCCAGGCGCUAUUUCCCGACUGGACAGAACGUCCGGAUGUAAGGGAAAUCAACGAAGAGGAUGGGCGAACUGAUGCUUCCAUAUCGAUCGGCACAAUGCUGGCACAAAUGACACAGACCGAGUAUCCCCUGGAGGUCCUCAAAGCGCGCCCACUGCCCGAAGGUGUGGAGCCCACCCGUCUGGAGGUCUACCUUAAUGCGGAGGACUUCCAGGCGGCACUGGGAUGCAGCCGGGCGGAAUUCGAGCAGCUGCCCAUCUGGAAACAGACCAAGCUGAAGAAGGAGCGAGGGCUGUUCUAGGAGAGAGGCACAAUGCAACUUUAUAGACUUGAACACAAUCACAAAACACAAACCAAUCACUUUUAUAAGCACUUUUUGUAGGCGGCGAUGCUUUUGCAACGGACACAGACAGAUCUGAACUAUCGUAUUCUAUAGGCCUAUAUAGUAUAGCAUAUACACACGUGCGCAUAUCCCUAUGUACUCUCUAUUUUACACAUAUUACAUAGCCUUUAUAUAUGUAACGACUAUUAUGCAAGUGCACGAUGCCAGGCAAUAAAUUUCAACUCGCUUCAUUCGGUAGCUGUGCGGAGUAUCGAGUUCUUCUAUUAUACACCUGUACAUAAUAUUAAGUUGAGUUGUUUUACCAUUAUUUUAUUUAAUAUUUUAUCGAUUUAACGAAAUUGCAUUUGUUCAAUCUCUGCAAACACCAAAAAGCCGACGAGCUCUCUCGUUAUGUCAUUGUUUUCAAUUCGAAAUCAUUUUAAUGUUAGCUUUAUUUCCUAAUUGUAUAACUAUGUAUUUGUGUUUAUAUUAUGUUAAAAACUAUUGCGCAUAUUUAAUUUUUAUUAAAUAACAUUUCAUUUUAUUUUAA